This is a messenger RNA of Rotaria socialis, 732 nucleotides long. The record is from the annotation of a GenBank genome assembly. Lineage: Eukaryota; Metazoa; Rotifera; Eurotatoria; Philodinida; Philodinidae.
AUGGGAAAUAAUAAUUCAACAGCUGAUCUCAUUGAUACGUCAGUAAUAAAUCAUGAAGAUAUUUUUAAAGUUGAUAACAUAAAUUCUCAUGGUUGUAAACAUUCUUCAGCUAAAAUUCAAUUAUCAAAUGAUAAUUUAUGUAUACAUCAAAAAAAUAGACAAUCACUAUUUAUUCCAUUGAAUACAAUAAAACGUUACGGUUUAGAUGGUUCGAUAUUUAUUCUUGAAUGUGGUCGUCGCGCACCACUCGGUCCAGCGCGUUAUGCAUUUCGUUGUAAAAGAGCUCAACAUCUUGCUAAUUGUUUAGAUCAACGUAUAUCAUUCAUUUCAAGUCAAUUAUUUGACGAAGAACAUGAUAAAUUAUCGCUAAGUCUAACAACGGUUUCAUCAAAUAUUAACCGUCUACGACGAACACAAUCAUCAUUAUCACUAGCAUCAUCGACAUCGUUUUAUCGAGAGUCUCAAGCGAAUUUAUCGGAAAAUUAUUUUAAUUUUGGAAAGCAAAAUGAAGAUUACAAUAAUUCACUUGAAAUAAAUUAUACAGAAUUUAGAAAAGAUACGCAAAAAUCAAAUGGAACUUUGUCGCAUGGUCAAAGUGAUGAGGAAAGUGCACCUGCACUUGCUUCCAAUGAAUCGAAAUCUUAUGUUUUCAUUGAUCAUGAGAAAACAAUCACAUUGAAGGAAAUUACUGAACAACGAUUACAACAGAAUCUUCAACGCCAUGAAGUUUAA